Messenger RNA from Elaeis guineensis (African oil palm), 3868 nucleotides. NCBI's taxonomy places the organism in Eukaryota, Viridiplantae, Streptophyta, Magnoliopsida, Arecales, Arecaceae. The record is from RefSeq and is a predicted model, not a curated record.
UCGGAGAUCAUAUCGAAUCAUUCAUCUCUCCAAUGGCCUCAUGGCUCUCUUGGUGCAUGAUCCCGAGAUUUACCCCGAUGGGUUCACGCCUCAAGAAGAAUCCGAAGGCGGAGCGGUUGGUGCUGACGUGAAGGAGGGAGAUGAGGACGGGGACCUCGAAGAAGAUGGCGAGGAUGACUUCGAUGAAGAGGAAUACGAGUCUGAAGAGGGAGAGGAGGACGGGGAAGAAGGAGAGGAAGAUGGGGAUGAGAGCGAACAGAAGAGGAAGAAAGGGACUGCUCCGACUAAAAAGGCUGCUGCAGCAAUGUGUGUAGGAGUGGGCAGCUUCUCUGAUCCUUCUAAGGCACAGGGACUUGCACAUUUUUUAGCAAGGUUUUAAAUCCCGUGGGAUGGAGGUGUCCUGGAAUCUCCAUAGAACAGGACGUCCCGCUGUCCCGUCCCGACAGCCGUCUCAAUCAUGCAUUCCGAUAGAUAUCCUCCAUCUAUCUCCCCUUCUUUUCUCCUUUCUUUCUUUUUUUCUUUCCUUUUUUUCUUUCUUUUUCUUCUACUUUCCUUUCUUUUCUUUUCAUCAUUCUUUUCUUUCUUUUUUUUCCUUUUUCUUCUUCUUUCUCUUUCCUUUCUUCCUUUUUUCUUUUUCUGCUCCCUUUCUUUAUUUCUUUUGUUUUUUCUUCUUCUUUUCUUUCACUUUUUUCUUUUUUUCGUUCUUUCUUUUCUCUUUCUUCUUUUUCUGCAUGGAUGAGUUUUGGAGUCUCAACCCUGUUUCGGUCCUGUUUUCUUAUAGGAAUGGGUCGGGAUGGCUGGGACGCCCCCCGUCCCGCCAAGACGUAAAACCUUGAUAUGCAAUGCCAUCUACUGCAUGCAAAUACGUUAAAGGAGGGGAAAAGUGCAUGAUCUUCCAUGAAACCUACAAAGCACAUGCUUUUUAUGGGGAGUUCUCGAUUUCCCGAUGAAAAUGAGUAUGAUAGUUACUUGUCCAAGCAUGGUGGUUCAUCAAAUGCUUACACUGAAACUGAGUACACCUGCUAUCACUUUGAAGUCAAUCGGGAGCACCUGAUGGGAGCCUUAAAAAGAUUUUCUCAAUUCUUUAUAUCACCAUUAGUUAAGGCUGAAGCCAUGGAACGUGAGGUCUUAGCUGUUGAUUCAGAAUUUAAUCAAGUAUUGCAAAGUGAUAGCUGUCGUCUAUUUCAACUUCAUUGUCAUACAUCUAUUCCUGGCCAUCCUUUUAACAGAUUCACUUGGGGAAAUAAAAAAAGCUUGAUUGAUGCUAUGGAAAAUGGUAUCAAUUUGAGAGAAGAGAUCUUGCAGAUGUACAGAGAUAAUUAUCAUGGGGGAAUGAUGAAGCUAGUUGUGAUUGGGGGAGAGCCCCUCGACAUCCUAGAAGGUUGGGUAGUGGAGCUCUUUAGUGAUGUCAAAACAGGGCCUCCCUUAAAGAUGAGCACCAGGAUUGAUAUUCCGAUCUGGAAAGUGGGUAAAAUUUACAGGUUAGAGGCAGUUAAAGAUGUUCAUAUUUUGGAAUUGACAUGGAAAUUGCCUUGUCUUCAUAAAGAAUAUCUGAAGAAACCAGAAGAUUACUUGGCACAUCUCUUGGGCCAUGAGGGUAGAGGAAGCUUGCUUUAUUUCUUCAAAGCUAAAGGAUGGGCAACUUCAUUAUCUGCUGGUGUCGGUGACGAAGGGAUGCGCCGUUCUUCAAUCGCUUACAUUUUUGUCAUGUCUAUCCACCUUACUGAUUCAGGAUUAGAAAUGCUUUAUGAGGUUAUUGGGUUUGUAUAUCAAUACAUUAAGUUAUUGCGUCAAUCUACUCCACAAGAAUGGAUAUUUAAAGAACUCCAAGAUAUCGGAAAUAUGGAGUUCAGAUUUGCUGAGGAGCAACCUCAGGAUGAUUAUGCAGCAGAACUUGCAGAGAAUUUGCUGCUGUAUUCAGAAGAGCACAUAAUUUUUGGAGAAUAUGUUUUUGAACUGUGGGAUCCAGAAUUGGUAGAACAUGUUUUGAGCUUUUUCACCCCAGAAAACAUGAGGAUUGACAUACUGAGUAAAUCUUUUGAUAAGCAUUCAGAAGCCAUUCAGUACGAACCAUGGUUUGGGUCCCGGUACAUUGAAGAGGACAUUUCACCAUCACUGCUCAAACUUUGGAGCGAUCCUCCUGAAAUACAUCAACAUCUUCAUUUGCCUUUGAAGAAUGAGUUCAUUCCUCGUGUCUUUUCUCUUUGCAAUUCUAACAUAUCAAAAUGUCUAUUAGAUACUAACCAUCCAAAAUGUAUCAUGAACCAACCAUUGAUGAAGGUUUGGUACAAGAUUGACUUGACAUUUAAUGUUCCUCGAGCAAACACAUACUUCUUGAUCACUGUGAAGGAUGGAUACAAUAGUGUGAAGAAUUGUGUUUUGACAGAGCUGUUUGUAAAUCUUCUUAAAGAUGAGUUGAAUGAGAUUUUGUAUCAGGCUGGUGUUGCCAAGCUGGAGACAUCAUUAUCUAUUGUUGGUAACAAGCUAGAGUUAAAGCUUUAUGGUUUCAAUGACAAAUUAUCUCUUUUAUUGUCAAAAAUAUUGACAUUAUCCAGAUCCUUCUUUCCAAACGUCGAGCGAUUUAAGGUUAUCAAAGAAGAUAUGGAGAGAGCAUUCAGAAACUGCAAUAUGAAACCUUUGAGUCAUUCUUCCUACUUGAGGUUACAAGUAUUGCGUGAAAAAUUCUGGGAUGUGGAUGACAAGCUAUCCUGUUUUGUCAACUUAUCUCUUUCUGAUUUAGAGGCCUUUAUUCCAAAUCUUCUAUCUCAGUUGCAUAUAGAGGGCCUCUGCCAUGGGAAUCUAUUAGAGGAGGAGGCAAUCAACAUAUCAAAUAUCUUUACAAAUAUAUUUUCUGUAGAACCCCUAGCAGCUGAGUUUAGGCAUCAAGAACGUGUUCUGUGCCUUCCGUCCGGUGCAAGCCUUAUUAGAAGUGUACGUGUGAAGAAUGAUCUUGAAGUGAAUUCUGUGGUUGAGCUAUAUUUUCAAAUCGAGCAAGAUGUGGGUAUGGAAGCAAACAAACUGAGAGCCAUUACAGAUCUUUUCAGCGAUAUUGUUGAAGAACCAUGUUUUGAUCAGCUAAGGACAAAGGAGCAGCUUGGAUAUGUUGUUCAAUGUGGUCCACGGAUGACAUACCGUGUUUUAGGAUUUUGCUUUCUCGUUCAAUCGUCUGAAUAUAGCCCAAUAUAUUUGCACGACAGAAUAGACAACUUCAUUAGUGGUCUCCAGGAGUUACUGGAUAAGCUUGAUGAUGAAUCUUUUGAGAAUCAUAGAAAUGGGUUGAUAGCAGAGAAACUGGAAAAAUUCCCAUCACUUGCUUAUGAAACUGGUGAUCAUUGGAGUCAAAUAGUAGCGAAAAGGUAUUUGUUUGACAUGUUGAAAGUUGAAGCAGAGGAACUGAAAACAAUUCAAAAGAGCGAUGUCAUCAACUGGUACAAGACAUACUUGAGGCCACCAUCACCCAAAUGUCGACAACUUGCUGUUCAUGUUUGGGGCUGCAAUACCAAUUUCAAUGAGGAACUCAAAUUGCAAGAAAAGUUUGGACAAGUUAUUGAAGAUGUUGAUUCCUUUAAGAUGUCGUCGGAGUUCUACCCAAGCCUCUGUUGAAUAAAUACCAUUAACCUGGCGAUCAUAUUGAGCCCUUCAAAAUUGUGUGAGGGUUUAUCUGGUAAUUCUUGUGGCAGUCAUGCUGCUUCCCAAGCCAAGAAAAUGGGGAGCUUUUGAUCCUUGAUCAAAAUAUAUGUGAACUAUUAUUUAUUUCACUAACAAAAUAAAAAAAGAUUGGGUUGUUCUUCUAUCUAUUAAUCUGUAUCAUGUGUACAUGCUACACGAUACGUUUAAAAGUUCUGAAUGUUAUUCUUUCGUCUGAUUA